Desarmillaria tabescens is the source of this 246-nucleotide messenger RNA. RefSeq lists its product as uncharacterized. Bases 1 to 246 code for a protein of 81 amino acids. The record is from RefSeq and is a predicted model, not a curated record. The transcript has 2 exons. NCBI's taxonomy places the organism in Eukaryota, Fungi, Basidiomycota, Agaricomycetes, Agaricales, Physalacriaceae.
AUGUACUUGUUGGGUUGUGGCACAGCAGGCCAGGUUCAUCCCACGACUACCUCCCCCGACCGAGCCGCUAAAUUCUCUAUUCAAGUCAUCUCCUACGACCAACUCGGAAGCUCCCGUUUGACGCAUCGCUCAUUGAAGCAAUUGUUAUUCUUGUCUAUUGGUACCUUCAUCAACCAACUGGCCAACCUCCUGAGGCGCUUCCGCAUCCAGGACGGGUUCUUUCGUGGGGUGGGACACUCGGUUUAG